This is a messenger RNA of Dermacentor silvarum, 1221 nucleotides long. RefSeq lists its product as uncharacterized. The record is from RefSeq and is a predicted model, not a curated record. The transcript is spliced from 3 exons. NCBI's taxonomy places the organism in Eukaryota, Metazoa, Arthropoda, Arachnida, Ixodida, Ixodidae. The coding region runs from base 1 to 1221 and encodes 406 amino acids.
AUGACGUUAACUCGCCCUCACAGCCAGAAUAUCGCACUCAUAUUGCUAGUGCGUCGGCUACGCAAAAAACGGAAGCGGACCAUGUACAUACGAGAGCUUUUUGACAAGCGCCCUCAACUCGGCGACUACCACCAGCUGGUGCAGGAGCUCCGCCAAGUGGACCCUGAGUACCACUUUAAGUAUUUCAGAAUGACCAAGGCGAAGUUCGAUCACCUGUUGAGCUUAGUGUACGAGAGAAUACUGCAUGCGCCUAACCACAGGAGACCGAUACGCCCUGCGGAAAGGCUGGCAGUGACUUUAAGGUUUCUGGCAACAGGUGCCUCAAUGCAAGACAUCGCAAUGAGCUACUGUAUGCACGCUACAACGGUUGCUGGAAUUUUAAAAGAAACGCUACCAGCGAUAUGGGACUGCCUAUCGCCGCUCGUCCUGAAGCCCCCAGCAGGUGCUGAUUGGGACAAAAUUCGCCGGGCAUAUAGCUCAAAGUGGAAUUUUCCAAAUGUAGUCGGAAGCAUAGAUGGCAAGCACUUUGCAAUUCAGUGCCCUGAUAACAGCGGGUCAGAUUAUUUCAACUAUAAAGGCUUCUACUCCAUUGUUCUGCUUGCCGUGGCUGAUGCAGACUACCGGUUUACUCUUGUCGAAGUCGGGGCCCAAGGAAGGACUUCAGAUGGUGCUUUCUUUAAUGACAGCUCUAUUAGAGAAGUUUUUGAGCAUGGAAGUUUGGAGCUCCCUACAGCAGUCAAUGGGUGGCCAGUUUUCAUGGUAGGUGACGCAGCAUUUCCGUUGCGCACAUAUCUAAUGCGUCCGUACCCAGGAAGGCAGUUGGACGAAAGGAAAAGAAUUUUUAAUUAUCGUCUAUCAAGGGCGAGAAGGUGCGUGGAGAACGCAUUUGGAAUCCUCGUGUCGCGGUGGAGGGCUUUUCUAGGCACUGUCACGGGACAGCCUGAACUGCUCACUGACAUGGUGAAGGCAGCAGUGUGCUUGCACAACUUCUUGAUGGUUGAUUCGGCGUACUGUCCUGCAGGCUAUGGCGACACAGUGUGUGGCGAGGAAAUACAGGAUGGGUAUUGGAGGCAUGCCAUCACACCGGUUGGAGCGACUGCAGUGUCUAGCAGUAAUCGAUCUUCUCCUACAGCCAUGUCACUCAGAGAUGACAUUUCAAAUUACUUCUUGUCUGCAGCAGGCUCUGUGCCAUGGCAGGUUAAAGUGAUUAGGCGGAACUGA